Messenger RNA from Triticum turgidum subsp. durum (durum wheat), 1005 nucleotides. NCBI's taxonomy places the organism in Eukaryota, Viridiplantae, Streptophyta, Magnoliopsida, Poales, Poaceae. The record is from the annotation of a GenBank genome assembly.
AUGGUGCGGACGACGGUGCAGGAGCUGGCGGCGGCCGUGGAGGAGCCGCCGCGACAGUACGUGGUGGCGCACGAGCAAGAUCAAGGCCUGCUGGCCGCUGAUGAGAUGCCGGAGCCCAUCCCUCUCAUCGAUCUUAGCCGGCUGACUACGGCCGCCGCCGCCGACGAGGCCGACAAGCUCCGGGCGGCUCUACAGACCUGGGGCCUCUUCAUGGUGACCAACCAUGGAAUCGAGGAGUCUCUCAUGGAUGCCAUGAUGAGCGCGUCGAGGGAAUUCUUCCGGCAACCGUCCGAAGAGAAGCAGAAAUGCAGCAACUUGAUAGACGGCGGCGGCAAGCACUCUGAGGUGGAAGGCUAUGGAAAUGACGAGGUGGUAAACCAGGCCGAGGGCCUCAGCUGGAACGACCGGCUGCAUCUGAGGGUGGAGCCAGAAGAUGAGAGGAAUUUCACCAAGUGGCCCGCUCACCCGAAAUCUUUCAGGGAUGUGCUUCUUGAGUACGCAUCAAGAACCAAGAGAAUAAGAGACCUCGUCUUUCGAUCGAUCGCCAAGCUCCUGGACCUUGAUGAGGAUUACUUCCUCAACCAAAUAUCAAGCAAGGAUCCCGGGUUUGCUAGGUUCAACUACUACCCUCCGUGUCCGAGACCUGACCUAGUACUGGGCAUGAGGCCUCACUCUGAUGCUGGUCUCCUUACCAUCCUUUUUGUCGACCACGACGUCGGUGGCUUGCAAGUUGAGAGAGAUGGGAGAUGGUACAAUGUUCCGGCCAAGCCUUACUCGUUGGUGAUCAACUUGGCUGACUGCAUGGAGAUAAUGUGCAACGGGAUCUUCAGGAGCCCGGUCCACAGGGUGGUGACGAACGCCGAGAGAGAGAGGCUUUCACUGGCCGUGUUUUAUGCUGUGGAUGGAGAGACGGUGCUGGAGCCAGCGCCUGGUUUGCUGGAUGACGAGCGACCGGCAAGAUAUGGGAAAUUCAAGGCCAAGGAUUUCGGUCUUUCUUUCGACUGA